This is a messenger RNA of Kwoniella mangroviensis CBS 8507, 1605 nucleotides long. RefSeq lists its product as uncharacterized. Gene Ontology annotation, biological process: glucan catabolic process. Gene Ontology annotation, molecular function: beta-glucosidase activity. The transcript has 7 exons. NCBI's taxonomy places the organism in Eukaryota, Fungi, Basidiomycota, Tremellomycetes, Tremellales, Cryptococcaceae. The record is from RefSeq and is a predicted model, not a curated record. Bases 1 to 1605 code for a protein of 534 amino acids.
AUGAGACAAUCUGCAGCGGAUGCUGUGAUCCUUCUGAAAAAUGAUCGAGGAAUCUUACCAUUACCCAAAACAGGCAAACGAAUAGCGGUGAUUGGACCUAAUGCGGAAAGAGCCCAGAUAUUCGGUGGUGGGAGUGCCGCACUCAAACCGACAUAUACCGUCAGUCCAUUGGAAGGUAUCGGAGCAGCUGUAGGGGAAGGAUCAGAAGUGGUUUAUGCAAGAGGGUGUGAUGCUCAUAAGUUAACACCUUUGAUCGGUGAAGAACUUCGAAAUUCAAAUGGACAACUUGGAUUCGACAUAACUUUCUAUAACGAACCUUCGUCUUCCACUUCUAGAAAGGCUAUACAUAAAUUGUCAACUACCAAUUCGAGCAUGUUUUUCAAUGAUAAUUUGCCUGAAAAACUGAAUAGAGCAUGUUAUGCCACUGUCAGCGCUACGUUCACUCCUUCCCGUUCGGGGAUUUACCAAUUUGGUGUAGGGGCUUUGGGUAUAUCGGACUUAUACGUUGACGAUGUUUUGUUGAUUGAUAAUUCCACUUCGCCAAUUCCUGGAGAAUUAUUUUACGGUAAAGGAUCUCGAGAAGAGAUUGGCGAGAUCCACUUGGAAAAUGGAGUUACCUAUGGUAUAAGGGUGGAAUAUGCUUCUCCGUCAGCUUCGACAUCAUUCGUUGGACCUUUAGCGUUAAGCUCAAGAGGUGGAUUGAGAUUCGGUGGAUAUCUGAAAUUAUCACCGGAGGAACAUAUACGGGAAGCUGUGGAAUUGGCAAAAUCAGCUGAUAUAGUCGUGUUAGUAGCUGGACUGAAUGCUGAGUUCGAAACGGAAGGAUUCGAUCGUCAAUCAAUGUCACUCCUCCAACCCACCCUUAACCUCAUCGAAACUAUCCUAUCUGUCCGACAAGAUAGGGUCGUAUGUUUACAAAGUGGUACACCCCUCGAAACACCGUUCAUCGACCGAUGUAGUACAUUAGUCCAUUUCUUCUAUAAUGGGAAUGAAACGGGUAAUGGUCUUUCUGAUGUCUUGUUCGGGGACGUUAACCCUUCUGCGAAAUUACCAUUUACAAUUGCAAGAUUGUUGUCGGAUUGCCAGUCACAUAAGACCGAGAGGCGCUUCCCAGGUGUGGAAGGGAAGGUAUAUUACGAUGAAGGCGUUUUUGUUGGGUAUAGACAAUUUGUCACGCAUGGUCCGGAAUCGGCUUUCCCAUUCGGUCAUGGAUUAAGUUAUACAUCAUUUGAAUAUCAGAAUACUAGAACUUCUCUUACGACUCUUGAACUGGACUCUUCCACAUCAAUCGAAAUAUCAUGUACGAUCAAGAACACUGGCUCAGUAGUGGGAAGGGAGAUUGUCCAAUUAUAUAUCUCCCCUCUUAAUGGACAAGAGCAAAGACCCAAGAGGGAACUGAAAUCGUUCAAGAAAACAUCUCUAAUACAACCUGGUAAAGAGGAAGUAGUGAAUAUGAAAUUGGAUAAAGAGUCAUUCGCAAUUUGGGACACGACGAAGAGUACAUGGAUAAUACCAAAAGGUAAAUAUGAGAUUAUGUUAGCUUCUUCUUCGGAGGGCAUCCGUGAUACUAUCACUAUUUCAAUAGAAAGUGAUUUUUCAUUUUAG